AUGAGAGCCACGGCAUUGUAUUGUGAUGCAUAUAUCAAAAAUGUGAAAAUUCCGUUAAUAAUUGACUCCAGUUCUGCUGGAUGUAUAAUUUUCAUAAAGUUGCUUAAAGACCUAGAUAUGGAGAUAACAGGAGCAUCUAAAACAAUAAUGGUUAACAUAAAUGAUGAAAAAAGAAGACCCUUAAGGGCUGUUACAG
Messenger RNA from Funneliformis geosporum, 196 nucleotides. The record is from the annotation of a GenBank genome assembly. NCBI's taxonomy places the organism in Eukaryota, Fungi, Glomeromycota, Glomeromycetes, Glomerales, Glomeraceae.